CCUAAGGACAAGCGAGGAGCUGACUCAUUGUGACAAGGAGACCCCAGGGAACGGACUGUAUAAGGUCAGAACUUCGCCCGGGCUGGGGUACAGUGGGAACCCAGAAGCCCCCUCCCUGUCCCUUCAGGUCUCGCCCUCCCAUCAGCACAGUGACCAAUUUGGCUGGCACAGCGUGUUCCCAGGGAAGCCGGGCACUGGAGGUCCAGGUCGCCGCGUCUGAUCCCCGCUCCGCGGCGCGCCCUAGGGGCCGGGGAGUCAACGCCCUGCGCUGGGCGGGCUCUAACCAGCCUGUCAGUCGAGGAAGGGCAGGGGUCUUCUCUACCUCUUUACCACCGCGGCCGGGAGAACCACGGCCCAGCUUGUCCUCGAGUCGGGGCGCUGGACUCCCGGGCAAGAGCGGAGCCUACGCCUGAGUGGGAGGUGGGGAGAGAUCCUGUCUUUGCGGCGUUGGUGGCGUUUCUGGGGGGCACGACACUGCUCAGGGCCUCCAUCAGCUGCCGCCGGGGUUCGGGGUGCCCCGACCUAGCCCAGAUUCCCUCUCCGAAAGCGACAAGACUGAGCGGAGCAGCGGGGUGAGCGCCGCCGCCGGGCGCGGACCACGGCACGUCCUCUCAGUCCGGAAUCCCCGGGGGACACUUGCGCCCUCUUAGUGCAGAAAAACAUCUAGGGGAUGGGUUUGGAACUUGGGGCGCCUAGACAGCUUCCCGUCUCCUUCCCUCGCUCCACGUCGUGUUUUUGGGAGAACUUCCGAGAGAUUUUGUUUUCGUUGCUCCCGUCUAUUUUUAUUUUCCAGGGAUCUGACUCAUCCCGUGCUUUGGGCGUGGAGAUAAGGUGGAGGGGCCAGCUCUCGGCGCGCGCGCGCGCGUGUGUGUGUGUGUGUGUGUGCGCGCCCGCGCGCCCGUGUGUCUGUGUCAGAGACGGCGCAGGAGCGCGCGGUUUCGCAACAGCGGCGGGAGUUUUGGAAGCCUGGCCUGCCCAGCGUGACGUGUUCGCGGCCCUCCGGUCCCCUCCCAUUCUCCCUCUCCCCACCCCAGUGUGACGCGCAGCCGGAGUGGAAGCGGAGUUUUGGCGGGGGCGGGCAGCGCCUUGCGGGAAACUGACUCAUCGCUACUCCCCCGCUGUCCAAUGCUCUGCCCACGUACCUCCCACCCCGCGCGUGAUUUCCUGGAGGCCGGCGCCCCCUCCCGGCCCUGGCACCAUGUCAGAACAGGCUGGGGAUGUCCGUCCGAACCCAUCCAGCAGCAAGGCCCGCCGCUGCCUCUUCGGCCCAGUGGACAGCGAGCAGCUGAGACGCGACUGUGAUGCACUGAUGGCAGGCUGCAUCAAGGAGGCCCGUGAGCGAUGGAACUUCGACUUUGUCACUGAGACACCACUGGAGGGUGACUUCGCCUGGGAGCGUGUGUGGGGCCUUGGCCUGCCCAAGAUCUGCCUUCCCAAAGGGCCCCUGGGAGGAGGCAGGCGGCCUGGCACCUCGCCUGCUCUGCUGCAGGGGACAGCGGAGGAAGACCACGUGGACCUGUCGCUGUCUUGCACCCUAAUGCCUCACUCAGGGGAGCGGCCUGAGGAGUCCCCAGGUGGACCUGGAGACUCUGAGGGUCGAAAACGGCGGCAGACCAGCAUGACAGAUUUCUACCACUCCAAACGCCGGCUGAUCUUCUCCAAGAGGAAGCCCUAAUCUGCCCAGUCCUGGAAACGCGAGGGCCUCUACACCUUCUGCCUUAGUCUUUCAGAUUGUGUGUCUUAAUUAUUAUUUGUGUUUUAAUUUAAACUCCUCCUCAUGUAUAUAUCCUGGCUGCCCCCUGUCCCCCAGCCUCUGGCAUUAGAAUUAUUUAAACAAAAACUAGGCAGUCGAGUGAUAGGUUCCUCGGAGUGCUGGGCAUUUUUAUUUGAUGAAAUACUAUUUAAAACCUUCUCAUCCUAUUUCUCCGUGUCCUCUGUCUUGGAGGUCGGGUGGGCUGGCUUCCCCCAGUUACUUCCUCCUCCUCACUUGUCUGCAGAGUGGCAUAGCACCCCCUGGAGGGACGCGGCUGCCUCCCCUCGCUGUCACAGGGGGUUAUGAAAUUCACUCCCUUUCCUGCACACUCAGACCUGGAUACCUUUUCAUUUGAGAAGUAAAGAGAUGGCACUUUGAAGGGGCCUUGCUGAGUGGGGGCAUCAUCAAAACCUGCCCCGCCCAAUCUUAGAGGAGGGCCCUUGACCUCUAAGGUCGGGUAGGGUGACCCUGAAGUGAGUGUGGCCUAGAGCAGGGCUGGGGACCUGGUACCCUCCUGCUCUUGAUGCCCCCCUCUGUCCUGUGAAGGCAGGGGACCUUCCCGCCUGCCCUCAUGGCCCCUCUGACCCGCACUGGGGAGCCGGCCUCAGUGUUGGGCCUUCUCCCUCUUUGGCUCCUCCUGUACUUUUUGAGGAGCCCAGCUACCCCUCUUCUCCAGCUGGGCUCUGCAGUUCCCCUCUGCUGCUCUCCCCCCUCCCUGUCCUUUCCCUCCAGUAUCUCCUCAGCUCCAGGUGGCUCUGAGGUGCACAUCCCUACCGCCCCCGCCAGCUCAAUUGACUGGAAGGGGAAUGGACACACAAGAAGAAGGGCACCCUAGUUCUACUUCUGGCAGCUCAAGCAGCGACUGCCUCCUCCUCUUUUAGCUCUGGGAGUGAGGGUCCUGUGUGGUGGCACAGUCCCCCUUGAGUGGGGAUCACUGUAUGUUAGGAGUAUGUGAUGGGGGAGUGGAUCUUUCUAGGAGGGAGACGCCAGCCCCUCAAAUCAUCCGGCAACCUUUCCUGUCCAUGCCAUCCCUUUCCAGUUCAUUGCACUUUGAGUAGCAGCUGAACAAGGAGUCAGGCUUUUUUUUUUUUUUGAGAGAGUCUCACACUGCCUGGGCUGGGCUGGAGUGCAGUGGUGCAAUCUCAGCUCAUUGCAACCUCUGCCUCCUGAGUUCAAGUUAUUCUUCUGCCUCAGCCUCCUGAGCAGCUGAAAUGAACUAAUUUUUGGUAUUUUUAGUGGAGAUGGGAUUUCACUAUGUCGUCCAGGAUAGUUUCAAACUCCUGGCCUUGUAAUCUGCCCACCUCGGCCUCCCAAAGUGCUGGAAUUACAGGUGUGUGUGCACACCCACCUGUGGUCAGGCAUUUUAAGAAGGGGGCAGUAGAGGUUUUGACAGGGCAUGCCAUGUCGGCUCAUGUGUGAUGGGUGUGACCCCAAACACCUUCCAGUUCUUGUAACAUCCUGGCCUUGACUGUUUUCUCUCGGGCUCCCCAGUUUAGGUGGUUCUUCUGUGUCUCCACCUAAAAUGUAAACCUCUCGAGGUCAGGGACCAAACCCUGUACUGUUCCGUGCUGUUCACAGCUCCUCCUACAUGCUGAAUGUACAACAGGUGCUCAAUAAAUGAUUCUUGGCAAUCUUA
This is a messenger RNA of Callithrix jacchus (white-tufted-ear marmoset), 3389 nucleotides long. The record is from RefSeq and is a predicted model, not a curated record. NCBI's taxonomy places the organism in Eukaryota, Metazoa, Chordata, Mammalia, Primates, Cebidae.